UCAGUGCGAAAAACUGUGACAGCCCACAGCCAUGUCUAUGAGAAAUGGACGUUGGCGGCUCUAUCAUAGUGGCUAGUAGAUGAUCAGUAUCUUAAACACAGUGCCAACUGCCAUCAAAUGAACUUAAUUUCUCAAUCAUAUGCUCAAUCAAACUUUUCUCUAUUUAUAGGACGAAUACCACCGUACAUACUCCCUCACAAUUAGUCACAACACAUGCAAUAUACAUGAUCUACCUAAUACAAUUAAAUUAGUGCAUUUAUAAGUUUAUACUAUAUUCUCAAGAAUCGAGAGUGAGUGUUAUAGACUCAAAUUUGUAAUUUCAGUUGCAAAAUCUAGGAAAAAUGAGUACUGCAGAAAUUGCUCGAACAGCAGUGGGUAUCAUAGGAAAUGUCAUCGCCGGCUGCAUGUUCUUGUCUCCAGUGCCAACAUUUGUUGGGAUAUGCAAGAAAGGAUCAGUGGAACAAUACUCACCCGUACCAUACCUAGCCACGUUGAUGAACUGCAUGGUUUGGACUCUCUACGGGUUGCCAAUGGUGCACCCUCACAGUUUCCUUGUGGUGACCAUCAAUGGUGCAGGAUGUGUGGUUGAGAUCAUCUAUAUCACACUCUUUCUCAUAUAUUCUGACCGUAAAAAGAGGCUCAAAGUCUUUCUUGGUUUACUAUUGGAGCUUAUUUUCAUUUUCCUUCUCUCAUUUGUUUCAUUGACUAUGCUUCACACUGUUAACAAACGUUCUGCUGUUGUUGGGACCAUAUGCAUGCUAUUUAAUAUUGGCAUGUAUGCUUCACCUUUGUCUAUUAUGAAACUAGUGAUCAAGACUAAAAGUGUUGAGUUCAUGCCGUUUUUCCUAUCUUUAGCUUCAUUUGGCAAUGGUGUUUCUUGGACCAUUUAUGCUCUCAUUCCUUUUGACCCAUUCAUUGCGAUACCAAAUGGGAUUGGGACAAUGUUUGCGGUGGUACAAUUGAUUCUAUAUGCAUCAUAUUACAAGUCAACCCAAGAACAGAUAGCAGCAAGGAAGAAUAAUGGAAAAGGAGAGAUGAAUCUGUCAGAAGUGGUAGUUGGCAUGAGUAAUGCUACUGUCCAAGACAACAAGAAGAUAACUGCUAUUGAUCAUUCUUCUCCAAGUGCCAAAUGACUAUUAAUGGCACUCAUGCAUCCUCUUCCUUUGCCCAACCCAUUGAGUCAUUAAUUAAUUAAUUAAUUAAUUAUGAUCUUAUAGUUUUUGGAUUGAUUCUUGUAAUCUUAUUUCUAUUUCCAGCUUAAUUUUCAUUUGUUAGUUACCAUAUCUUCAACCUUAGCUUGUUACAGACCAACACAUGAAUAUAUGUGUUGUUUUGUUACUCUUUGCCUUUUUAUUUCUAGUCUAUGUCACCUAUUAUUAGAUUAGUCCCAUGCAUCAUAUUUUUUCAAUAAAAUUCCAUUAUG
Molecule: messenger RNA, 1423 nt
Organism: Medicago truncatula (barrel medic)
Lineage: Eukaryota; Viridiplantae; Streptophyta; Magnoliopsida; Fabales; Fabaceae
Product: bidirectional sugar transporter SWEET4
Exons: 5
Coding region: 342-1133 (263 amino acids)
Biological process (GO): carbohydrate transport
Cellular component (GO): membrane
Molecular function (GO): sugar transmembrane transporter activity
Source: RefSeq, a predicted model, not a curated record